GUCCGGCUUCCGGUUUCCGGUUUCUUAUCACGCUAUUGUUGCUGUGCCCGUACCGGCUCUGCUGAUCUGCGUGUCGGUUGAAUGUGGAUCAGGGCGCAGUUUCUACACAUGAGAUCAAACCCCAGCAGAAGAUCCGCGUCGCCCUGAUGUUCUUCAGAAGGAGAGAACAUGAAAACUGCUCUGGAGAGCUACGGACCAAAACACGCCCCGAGAGCUGAAUGUAUAACCUUUUAGUUUGGAGUUUGCCUCCUGCUGCCUUCAAUAAGCUGAGCUGAAGCUGCAAAGUGAGCCCAUGAAGGCCUUGUUUCAGCGCAGGCUUCAGAAGCUGAGGCUCUAAACGCAGUACAGUCCACAUUCCCCUGUAUGAGUGAAGGAUCUCGGGUCUCUACAGCGAUGGAGUCGUAUCUCUUCCCCUUCGACGGGCUGAUCUGCAUGCUGCUGGGGAUCUCCUUCACCGUGUGGUUCACGCUCCUGCUGGUCUUCAUCAUCGUCCCCGCGGUGUUCGGCGUGUCCUUCGGCAUACGGCGGCUCUACAUGAACUCGCUGCUGAAGAUAUUUGAGUGGGCCACCCUGAGGAUGGAGAGAGGAGCGAAAGAGAAGAACCAGCAGCUCUACAAACCGUACAGCAACGGAAUCAUAACGAAGGAGCAAGGAUCUCUGGAGCAGGAAAUACAGGAAGUGAGGCGUGUGGGUGGAGCCGAGGCCGAGUUCGACAUGUCGGACAUCUUGUUUUUCUGCCGUCGUGGGGUCGAGAGCAUUGUGGACGACGAGGUGACUAAGCGCUUUUCAGCCGAGGAGAUCGAGUCGUGGAACCUGCUGACACGCAGCAACUACAACUACAACUUCCAGAACAUCAGCACGCGACUGACGACGCUGUGGGGGCUCGGUGUGCUCAUCCGUUAUGGCGUCCUGCUGCCUCUCAGGGUCACUCUGGCUUUUACCGGCGUCGGACUCCUUGUGGUUCUCACCUCCCUCAUCGGUCUGCUCCCGAAUGGCAGGAUGAAGAAUUUCCUGAGUGAAAAUGCUCAUCUGAUGUGCUACAGGAUCUGUGUUCGUGCUCUAACCGCCAUCAUCACGUACCACGACAGUGAAAACAAACCCAAGAAUGGAGGGAUUUGUGUGGCCAAUCACACAUCACCUAUCGAUGUCAUCAUCCUGGCCAGUGACGGCUGUUAUGCCAUGGUUGGACAGGUCCACGGUGGUCUCAUGGGCAUGAUUCAGAGAGCGAUGGUUAAGGCCUGUCCUCACGUCUGGUUUGAGAGAUCAGAGGUUAAAGAUCGCCACCUGGUGGCCAAACGACUCAGUGAUCAUGUUGCAGACAAAUCCAAGCUGCCCAUCCUAAUUUUCCCAGAGGGCACCUGUAUUAAUAACACCUCAGUAAUGAUGUUUAAAAAGGGAAGUUUUGAAAUCGGAUGCACUGUUUAUCCAGUGGCGAUAAAGUAUGACCCAAGGUUCGGAGAUGCUUUCUGGAACAGCAGUAAGUUUGGCAUGGUGAAUUAUCUCCUCCACAUGAUGAGCAGCUGGGCCAUCGUCUGCAGCGUGUGGUAUCUACCACCCAUGAGCCGAGAGGAGGGCGAGGACGCUGUACAGUUUGCUAACCGCGUGAAGGCUGCCAUAGCGAGGAAAGGAGGUUUAGCCGAUCUGUUAUGGGACGGGGGGCUUAAACGAGAGAAGGUGAAGGACGUGUUUAAGGAGGAGCAGCAGAAACUCUACAGUAAAGUGUUGGUGGGAAACGGUGAAGAUUGCAGUCGUUCCUGAUCGACAUCGACACACUGCCCGUUAUAUAUGUGACUGAAGAUUGCGAGCAGACCUUCUGAGUGUGCCCAGAGCACAGGACGUUUCUGAACCACGGCACACACCAACACCGGGCCAAGAUCGCUAAACUCCUCGCUGAACUCCUCCACAAGAUAAAAGCUGAACUGAACUGAACAGAUCUCACUGAAAUGGAGCGAAACUGAACCCAUUGACGAGUAGAUGAAUGGAUCUGAUCUGAACACGACGAACUGCUUCAAAGUGGAAUGGAACAUAAAUUAUAAUUGAACAAAAGUGGACGGGUCGAACCGAACCAAAUAACAAAUCUCAACCGAUCACAUGCAUAUUGAAGAAAAUCAGAGUGAAUUUAACCUGAACUGAAGCAGAUCUGAGAAAAUCAGAUCCAAAACUGAAUCUGAAACUGAGUUGAAAAAGAAACUGAGCUGAAGCAUUGAAAAACCAUGUUCAAGUUGGAUCAGAAUGGAACGCUGAGCUGAACCAAAACCAGAAGAAUCUGAACUGAGUUACGCAAAUGAAACCCACGGAAUCCGUUUGCUUGCUGACAAAUUUCACAAACGUUAUUUUGCACACUUUUGCACGAGUCCAUGCAGUGGCAUUGCAUCACUUUUUAUUUUACGUUACACCAUUUGUUACAUUUUGUAUGUUUUAUUAUCUUUUUAUUAUUAUUUAUUUUUAUUUUUCCUCAUCUGUUACAAUAGGGACACGUUUGCUGUCUGAAAAUUUCUGUCGAAAUCUGACAUGUUUUUCUUUUAAAAAGAAACUCGGUGUUUGGAUUCUGAACUCGGACACUCGUUGAGUAAAGUGUGUGCUGUUGUUCGGUCAGAUUUUUUUUUUUUUUUUUAAAGAUUAAGACGUGUGUGUGUGUGUCUCAUUAUGUCCUGAUAAUUAAAUGUACAACAUUUAAAAUGCUUAAUAAACAAUAAUAUUAUAGCGGCCACUAGAAACAUCCUAGAAGAGAAACUGCACUGUUCAAAAUAUACCUUAAAGUCUCAUCAUGUGCGAAAGCAAUCCUGUAAUUCUGAGUCUCAAAUGAGUCUCAAAUAAAUCGGGAGAAAAUAAAUUGUGAAAUUGUUAGGAAGUGGUCGACUUCUCAAACCGACGUCUCGAAUUCUGCUGAAUGGUUUACUCCAUUUCUCAUUAAAUGAAUAUGUUGUAUUAACA
This is a messenger RNA of Silurus meridionalis, 2934 nucleotides long. RefSeq names its product glycerol-3-phosphate acyltransferase 4 (gene gpat4). NCBI's taxonomy places the organism in Eukaryota, Metazoa, Chordata, Actinopteri, Siluriformes, Siluridae. Gene Ontology annotation, molecular function: glycerol-3-phosphate O-acyltransferase activity. Gene Ontology annotation, cellular component: endoplasmic reticulum. Bases 364 to 1758 code for a protein of 464 amino acids. The transcript has 14 exons. Gene Ontology annotation, biological process: triglyceride biosynthetic process. The record is from RefSeq and is a predicted model, not a curated record.